This is a messenger RNA of Acromyrmex echinatior (Panamanian leafcutter ant), 8549 nucleotides long. RefSeq names its product WD repeat domain 62 (gene Wdr62). Lineage: Eukaryota; Metazoa; Arthropoda; Insecta; Hymenoptera; Formicidae. Gene Ontology annotation, biological process: centriole replication. The record is from RefSeq and is a predicted model, not a curated record. Gene Ontology annotation, cellular component: mitotic spindle. Gene Ontology annotation, molecular function: protein binding.
UAUACGUGGUUCUUCAUGGGUUUAUUGUGUCGUUAAAUUCCUGUCGCUUUAUUGGCUCUUUUCUGCGAUUCUGUCAUCCGGUAUACUGUUGCGGAACACGGUGCUUGUAUUUCAUUAAGAAAUCGAUAGAGAAAUGAAAUGAGAUCAAGACACUUUUUCAGAAAUGAAAACCUAAUGAAAGAACUGAAUUUGCCGUCAUAAUGGAACCAUUACUUACGAGCAAGGUUCUCCGAGCUCCCAAUUUAAAAAGGGGUCAAGAAAAUAUUAGGAUACAAGACAGAAUUAAGCUAGAACGUGUACUAGGUGUAACUGUUUCCAGCAAUGCAGCCCUCGAUUGUGAUGUGACCAGCGAAUUGGUUGCUUAUCCAGCUGGUUGCACUGUCGUAUUAUUUAAUCCACGACGAAACAGUCAAGCACACGUAUUAAAUGUUUGCCGGAAAACUGUGACUUCCCUGGCAUUGGCCGGGGACGGUAAAUUCUUGGUCACUGGUGAAUGCGGUCAUAUGCCGAACGUUCGUGUCUGGGAUAUUUCUGAUCCGCAAAAUGCUGUGCAGAUCGCGGAAUUUCCGGGACACAAGUAUGGCAUCAACUGCGUGGCAUUCUCACCCAAUAUUAAAUACGUUGUAUCAGUCGGUUCGCAGCACGAUAUGAUUGUCAAUGUUUGGGACUGGCGAAGUGAUGUUAAAAUAGCAUCCAAUAAAGUUUCGAGCAAGGUGAAAGCUGUCUGCUUCGCAGAAAAUGGCAAUUAUUUUGUUACCGUGGGUAAUAGGCACGUUAAGUUUUGGUACUUGGAACAUUCACGUAGCGCCAAGUAUAAAGAACCCGUGCCUUUGAUGGGUCGAUCUGCUAUAUUAGGAGAACAGAGGAACAAUGAUUUUGUUGAUGUAGCCUGCGGUAGAGGAGAAAUGACGGACUCUACAUACGCAAUAACUAAAACAGGCUUGCUGUGUGAAUUUAAUAUUAGAAGACUUUUGGACAAAUGGGUCGAGCUUCGAACAAGUAGUGCCAAUUGUAUGGCGAUCGGAGAUAAAUAUAUUUUUAUUGGAUGCGCUGAAGGUAUUGUAAGAUGCUUUAGUCCUAGCACACUUCAAUUUAUUACUACGCUACCGAGAACACAUUACUUGGGAGUUGAUGUCGCACAAGGAUUAUCCAUCAGCCAUAUGUCUCAACACCCGUCUAACGCAAAAUAUCCGGAUGCGAUUGCGUUGGCGUUUGAUGAGCGAAAUAACAAGCUGACUUGCGUAUAUAACGAUCACAGCAUCUACGUUUGGGAUGUGAGAGACAUCAAACGGGUUGGCAAAUCACACUCAUUUCUAUACCAUUCAGCUUGCAUCUGGGGUGUUGAGAUGUAUCCGGUUGAUACAGAUUCCAUCGGUGCAAUGCCGCUUGGAAGUUUCAUUACUUGCUCCAGUGACGAUACAAUAAGGGUCUGGAAUCUAGAGAAGGACAAUUCACCGAAUGAUACUUUAUAUAAACGGAACAUUUACAGCAACGAAUUACUCAAGGUAUUGUACAUAGAUUCAGAAUUGACUUAUCUAAAGGAUCUGGACUUGGCCGCUGCAGGAUCUACUGAAAGAAGCGAUACAUCUUACGACAGUCGUAACGGUGUGAGAUCGAUAAGAGUCGCUCCUGAUGGCAAGCAUCUCGCUUCUGGCGAUAGAUCCGGCAACAUCAGAAUUUACGAUAUUUCUUCGUUGGAAGAGCUAUGUCUAAUAGAAGCACACGAUGCCGAGGUGCUAUGUCUAGAAUAUUCCAAAUUCUCGCGACAUUCAUUAAACACUCCUAGACUAUUGGCAAGUGCAUCUCGCGAUAGAUUGAUUCACGUUUUUAGUGUUGAUCAGGGAUAUAAUUUUCUGCAAACGCUUGAUGAUCAUAGUUCUUCUAUUACUGCGGUCAGGUUUUUUAAUCAAUUGAGUCAGACUAAUCAAAUACAGAUGGUAUCCUGCGGCGCAGAUAAAAGUAUAAUUUUUAGACAAUUGCAAUCGACACCAGGUGGAAUGCCGCAAUUUGCUAGAGGCCGCAACGCUCAGGGAAAAACUACUUUAUAUGACAUGGAAGUCGAUUCCGGACAGAAACAUGUGCUAACCGCCUGUCAAGACAGGAAUAUUCGCGUUUACAAUGUUACUACGGGUAAACACAGCAAGACAUUCAAAGGUUCCGUUAGUGAUGAUGGUUCACUGAUUAAAAUUGUUCUAGAUGCGUCCGGUAUUUAUGUAGCUACCUCAUGUACAGACAAAACGUUAUGUGUGUACGAUUAUUAUAGCGGUGAAUGUAUGGCUACUAUGGUUGGUCACUCAGAAUUAGUAACAGGUUUACGCUUCAGUCCAGAUUGUCGUCAUCUUGUGUCUGCAAGCGGCGACGGCUGUGUAUUCGUAUGGCGUGUUCCACACGAUAUGGUCGUGACUAUGCAGGCUCGUCUAGCCCAGCAAGCAAUGCGCGCUGGCAAAAGACCGCUCCAAGUUAACGGUGGUGGAAUCGACGUGCGAUUAGAUAAUGAAAUCUUCGGUUCGCCUCCAUCGGACUUUCUCGAUCCCAAUGCGAAUCCGACGCUCCAGAGUGUAGAUUAUAGAUUUAGUGUUGGUCAGCUGCCAUUAUGGGCGAAGAAACAAAUGAAUACCGCGAGUAUUGAUGAUAGUGCAACACUGAGCUCAAGUGUCAGAUCUCUCGGUGUUGAUCUGCCGAAGGGACGAUGGGCGCAAAGAGUUCAACAAGGCGACGGUAUCACUGUAAAGUCCGUCUAUGACAGUGAUGAAGUUAUACCAUUUCCUCCGUCGCGCAGUGCCAUUGACUCGGAUGGUGGUGAUGGUGGUGGCUCGAAGGACAGCUCCAUUGAUAGCGGCACAGAAACGAAAUGUAGCAGCGAUUAUCGUCGAGAAACGUUAAUUAGUAAAACGGAAGAAGAGAAUGUAUUUCAAUCAUGCCCUAAAAGUUAUACAGAGAUAGAAAAUGAAACGAAGCAGGUAAUUGGCGAUAAGGUGACAAUAAGAAGUAAUAAUAUUACGGAAUUGACACGUCAAUCGAGGAGUCGUCAUCACACUGACGAUAGCAGUCUUGGCAGCUUUAAAUUUGAGGAUCAUGAAAGCACUGAACAUGAUGGGGAUGUUGAAGAUUAUUCCGAAGGAGAAAACGGAACGACUGGUUCUGAAAAGUCACAUCAUAGAUUAAUGUAUUAUCCCCCACCAGAAGAUAUUGUGUCAAAUCAAUUUACUGUUAAUGCGAUGGAUGUUGAAGAGCUCCGAAGAUCACAAAGGCGUCAAAGAAAAUUGAAAAACACAGAGAAUGGUCGGACGAGCGAAAUGACUGCAUCUGGCAGUCAGGACGAAUCUGAUUCAGAAGGCGGAGCAUCGACUCCUAGCGCCGAGAGAAAUCCGUUAUCUAUGUUAUCCGAAGCUAGCUCGGAGGGUUUUGAUCAGCUUGCUAAACAAAAUCAUAGAGAAAAAUAUCUGAAAAAUGCCUUCGAAUCGCUUAGUGGUGCAGAGGAGCCACCAAAUCGUGUAAAAGCAACAAGUAUUAGUUCUCAGUUUCAUGGAAGAUUUAGUAGUGGUGAAAAUAAUACCAUUACCAAAAUACGUAAUGCAGCAGUGGUUAACGUAACAAAACAUACAAAAGGUGACGAUGAUGUUAUGAAGAAACGGGAGGAGUUGCAGAGAAGGAUAGAAGAAACCAGAAGAAAAUUACAAAGUGUUGGUUAUAGAUCGUUACUGAAAUCCAGCCAAAGCAUAUCCGAUUUAAGCAGUCAUGUACAGGAAAAGCAUCGUCGUUCAAAUAGGCUCAGCACAGGUAACAAAUCCGGUCAGCAAAACCAAUUUGCAAAACCGAUUAAUCCUUGUAAACCUAUGUUAAAUCCAAAGCCCACGUUUAAAUCCCAGCAAUCCAUUAACAAAGUUCAAGGUAUGGGGAAUGCAUUACCUAAGCUAGAGAUACCAAAUGAAAACCGCUUGUCGAAAAGUCCAACUAUGUUGUGCAUCAAUGAGAAAGCAAAAACAACUCUUAACCGUCCAUUAACGUUGAUAUUAAAAAAAACUGAAAAGUAUAAACUGUCCUUGAAUAAAGCUAAUCAAUCUUUGCCCGAGUCUCCUGUAUGUGAGGAAUCAAAAUUAUUGAAAGAACAGUGUAAGAAAAACAUAAAUCGAUUUGCAAGAUUUGCUCAUAAGAGAGGAUCUUGUAGUUAUUUUAUCGGUCUGAAUGAUCAUGAGAAGGAUAUCGAGAGUGUUGCAAAAUCUUUCGAAAGCUUACCUGCUAUGAAUGAACGUAAUAUAGAGAAUUUCAAGGAAAUCAUUGAUAAUGCUGAUGAGGGAAGUGGCAAUUUCAGUGACGAUUCAUUGGAAGGAGAUUUUAAGAAUCCACCUCGACGUUGCGUCAGUGAUUAUCAGAUAAAUGUUCAUAUGAAUGACUGUAGAAGUUAUUCGAAUUAUGAGAAUAUUCAGAAAAAAAUUUUAACUGGCUCUCAAGAAAGCAUACUUUCGAAUGCCUCUGUUGAGUCAUUCUCUAAAGGAAGUGCUGAAAUCUUAGAUUAUAAUCAUUAUGAUUAUGAUAGACACUCAAGUGCGAGUUUCUUUUUGUCUCGGCGUAAAAUGCAGGAAGGCAGAAGUCAAGAGAGCAUAUUAACUGACGAGUCGGACUAUCAGAUGUUUCCGUUACGCGAGAACGCUGAUCAUCAAAGUACAGAAAGCGUGUUAACCGAUGACUCGGAUUCCUUAGUGAAAUCUGCACCCCUGGAAAUGUUGUUUGACUCACAUUACAAGCGAAAAAGACAAAAUUCCGAAACCUACAAUGGAAAUCCUAAUAAUAUUGUAGAGACCAUUACGGAUAAUGCACAAAGCUCUCCUAACAAGAACACAUUGUAUAGAACGGUGUUUAGAUCGAAAUCUUUGCAGGAUACUAGAGUCAACAAAGCGAAGAAUAAUAUGAAUUUUGCAGAAGAUAAUGCAUCAUUGAAAACUCACGUUUACUGUGAAUUUAAUUUUGACAAUGAACACAAGAAUAAUGUGGAUACGACAAUUUGCAGUGGUUCAGAAACUAUUUCGCAUAGCAAUAGUCUGAAAGUGCCUACAAAACUAGAAUCGAUGAUGAUCUUGAAUGAUUUUGUUGCACACAAACCACCAAAACCUAAGAGAAAUUCAUCUCGUACUCAAAGUAUGCGUAAUAGAGCUAGACCAACUUGGAAAUAUAUUGACACUCCGCCCUCAUCACCUGCUUUAAAAAGCGAUUCCGACAAUUACAUGGCAUCUUCCAUGAGUUCCACAUAUGAUAUUACGCAGGACGAUAUGAAAAUUAAGCAAGAUUCAAUCGAUUCGAAAGUAAUGCAACAAUUUUUGCAUUCCGCGAACUGUACGUUACAAUCUGACAAUAAUAAAAAGAGCGGAAAUGAAUUUUACAGUCUACAGACUUGUACCGAUAAAAAUGAUAUUUCGCAGGAUGAACAGAUAUAUGUCAGGAACGACUCCUCAUGUUUAACAAAAAAUCAUCACAUAAAGAAGAUUCAUGAAUCGAGGAAGGAACUGUGUACAUCUUAUGAUAAAGAACAAAUAAAUUUAUUUGAAAAUGUUCCAACAAAAAAUAUAUAUGAAACUUACGACUCACUAGAGCCCAAUGAAGUCUCCUGCGAUCUGCAAAGAGAGGAGCUAUCGUUCGAUAGUUCGAAUUUGCAAUCUACCAAUGAACAUAUCAACAAUCUUGAUGCGAGUGUGAAUUUUAAGAUAACUCGUGCAAUUGAGGGAACUGUGAAAUUACUUUCGAAAGAAUUUGAGAAUCUAAUGAGGCAAAAGCAAUACUUGACGAAGGAGAAAUAUUUGCAAUUGACGCACGGUCAGGAGACGAGCAAAAACUUUGCUAAAUUAGAGGCCGAGCGGGAUGGUAGAUUUUACACAAUCAAACGCAAUAAUGUACGGCUACAUUCGUGUGGCGAAGACAGUGAUUGCGCUGAUGUGUCAGCGAUGGAUAGAUCGCUAAUGGAAAGUGGCUCUUCCACAUCCGCCUCAAGUUGCACUAAUUCGCCUAAGAGAAUGUGGCCGCCUGCGUCGCGAUGUUCGAGUCACGCAAAGUGGACGAAAACUCUACCGACGAUCGAUCAAACGAUACUUUCCACGAAGCAUCCUUAUGCAGUUUCAGGAAAAUUAGGAAAUAAAAAUAUAAGCGCAGCAGCGAAAUUGGGAAGUGCUAAUCCUAGCAACCAAUUCAGAUAUAUGUCAGGAAAAAAUCAUUCAACUCACAUAACGAGAAGCAGCAGUGUUGGUGUUUUAAACCAAAGUGACUCUGAAUCAGACGCUGGUAUAACAGGGGGGAGUAGAGGCUGGGGCGGUCACUCCUCCAACAGCAGAACAAGUGGUUUGAUGAGACCAACGAUUAGUUCUCAAAAUAAAAUCAAUCAUCAAAAUAAAUUGACUUCUUCUGGUAACAAUAUUUCGUCAAUUUUGAGAAGACGAGGAAUGCAAGGAGCUUUCUCAAUUGUUAAUCUAAGUCAAGCAGGAAAUCAAGAAGAUUCGAGUUCAGAGGAUACUUCAUCGAAUGGAAAUGGAGGAAAACCGGCACUACCACCAAGACCUAGAAGUAUCAGUAUUGAUCAUUCCUCUGCUAGUUUAAGUCUACCUGGUACAACGGUAAGAAGAUCUGGAUCAGCAAUCAUCACGAAUGGCCGGAGUGGUGUUAGCGCAAUCGGACAAGACGGAAAUAGGAUAUCUGCGGCAAGUAAAAAUCAAUUAGAGCCUAGUCCACACGAACUACCAGUUAAAGAUACCGAUCGUGCUAUCGACGUAACUAGUGUUAAAUUAGGCAUGGAUAAAAUAGUGUCCACACAACUGUGCAAUACGAUUGCAGACGAGCUUACACGCACUGCGGACAAUGUCGUACAAUUGUACAAACGUUUGACGAUAGACAAUGACCCAUCUACAGGAGCGAUCGACCGAGAUACAAUGCUACGAGGAUUGGAAUCGUCCGUUAAUGAAACUAUGCGUACUCUACGACUGGUUGUUGCUGGUGGUGAGAAUGACAAUGACGGAAGUAGUGAGAACGCCAUCACUAAUGAAGCGACAGCAAAGUUUCAAGAAUUACUCGCGGGUCAGGACCAGAGCAAGGUAGUCAAUAUGAUGCAGCAAUAUUCCGAACUGCUCUUAACUAUGAUGCAACAGAAGAUGGGUGGGACUCAAUCAAAUCACACAUAAAUUAAUCCGUCCAUCUGAAUUGAAAAAAAUAAACAUGCCAUCGUAUUUAACCGAUAUAUUCAGAUAAUACGAAGAAUAUAUCUUAUAGUGGUCUGUUUUCAAGCAUUAUAUUAUUCAUAAUUUUUUUUAAUUUGAGAAUUAAAGCUCUUUUGAGUAGUCGCCGUUACCAUAUUGAAUCGUGACGUCAUAAGGAAGAAAGAAAUGACAUCUUAAUUUUUGUUAUAUGCUAUUUGUAAAUAACAAUAAUUUGAUAAAAUGAUAAAAAAUGAUAAGAUCAUUUUAAAAUACUUUUAAAAAUGGAUCGAUGCUGUCUUUAUCCUCCCUAACAGUCAGUAAAUAGUCAUAAAAGAUGUUAAAGGGCACGUGCACGCGUUUACUCAAUGCGCAUGCGCAGCUUAUUUUCACUUUCAUUGUUCACAUAUCUUUACAACUAUUUACUGACUGUCAAUGGGAGAAGAAUAGUUUUGAUCUAUUUUCACAAUAUUUUAAAGCGAUUUCAUCAUUUCCUUUUAUCAAAAUUGUCUUUACUAACAAAUGGCACGUAACAAAAAUUAACAUGUUAUUUCUCACUUAUUACAUCAUAAUUUCAUGACAGUGGCGAUUACUAAAAUAUAUUUUGCUUUAUAAAAAUAAAGUAGAUAUGUCACCGCACACAAAAACUCUGUAUACAUAUCGCAUAAUUACGAAGAAAUUCUUUCUCCUUUUGCCAAUUGUGGAUUAUAUCUGCUUUUGUGAUUAAUUUUUAAAUUCGAUAUAUAAUAAAUUAAUAGUAGUAGUGUAACAUGACAUACAUCAUCGAAAUUCAUUAUCAUCGUUUUUAUAUUCUAUAUGUGAAAUAUAAAUUAUAUAUUUUCAACUACUAAUAGAUAUUAGAAUUAGUCUACGCCAUCUACGUUUAGAUAAAUUGCGAGAUGGACAAGUAUGGACAAAGUAAAUAUCGUAGAUUGUUUAAAUGUACGUAUAGAACCGAUUGUAACGACCUCAUCCAUUUAUAUUUUGAAGCCAUAUAUCGUGAAAUGCCAAUUAACUAAAGACUAAUAGAAUAGUUUUCAAACAAAUAUAUACAUGUAUACAUUGAGCGAUAUUAAUACAAUAAUAUAGUAGUGCUCUUAUUAUGUAACCAAAGGUUAUCUGUAUUAACGGUCUAAAGAAGGAAUAUCUUUUUUCCUUCACUAUCAAAGCUUUGCGGAAAAUCGUUAUAAAAAAUAUGCAAAAUGAAACUUGCCAGUAUAAAAUAAAAAUCUAACUAUAAGUUUAUUAGUCAUUGCAUUAAGUGUUAAAUCAGGCUCGAGUAGCCAGAUUUGAUACUUAAUGUAAUGACUAAAAAUGUAUAGUUAGAUGAUAAAGAUUUGCCAAUAUUUUAAUAAAAUUUUAUAUUUCAAAAUGUGA